CCUUGUACCUCCUUGGGUAUUUCUUUAGUUGCGUGUUGAAGUGGAGAAAGAACUUGAUGCUUAAGUUUUUAUAUAAAACCAAUCAAUACUUUUGCCUAAACCGUCUCCUCCGAGCAUAAAUGGCACCAAUUAUUCCACACGCCACAAACUGAGGGCAACCUGGAAAGAAAUUGCAGAGCAACCAUGGCAGUGGUUGGGGGCAUGCUUGCUUCUGCCGUCCUCAAGGUGGUGACCCAGCAGAUUGGGGCCGCCAUUGGAAAUCAAGCCAGGCUGCAGUGGAAUUUCAAAAACGACCUUGAAAAGUUGAGGAUGCUGCUGGAGUCGGUAGCGGUGGUGCUCGUGGAUGCUGAGAGGCGGUCUAUCAAGGAUGCGGCAGUGCGUCUGUGGCUUGAUCGCCUGAAGAACGCCAUGUAUGACAGCUCCAAUCUGAUUGAUGAAUUCGAAGCCAACAUCAAACCAGCUUCCCGAAAGUUGGCAAUUAUGGUUCCCUGUCAUACAGUUGUUUCCAAGAUUGCUAUGGGUAAUAAGAUGAAGAAGAUUAGAGAGGAACUAGAGGCCAUCACAAGUCAACACCAGAGUUUUAGUUUUGCAACAGACAGUAGCUCUGACGUACAGCGAUUUGUCGAUGUACGGGAAACAUCAUCAAAUGUCGAAGAAGCACUCAUAGUAGGAAGACUUCAGGAAAGACGUAAAAUCUUUGCUUCCUUAUCGAAGAGCAUGGCCCAAGAGACCAUCCUUCCAAUAUAUGGCAUUGGAGGCAUUGGCAAGACAACCUUAGCACAAUGGGUUUUCAAUUCUAGCCACUUCAAAGACUAUUGCAAGGUCUGGAUUUAUGUGUCCCAGAAUUUUGACUUGAAUAAAAUUGGCAACUCCAUAAUUUCGCAAGUUUCAAAUGAGCAGAUCCAGAUGACUGAAAGGCAGAUGAUACAUAAUCGCCUUGCAAAGGUACUUGCUGGUAAGAAGAUUCUGAUUGUUUUAGAUGACCUGUGGGAGAAGGAUCCAUCUCGGUUAGAAGAUUUGCAAUGUAUGCUAAAGGUUGACAAGGGGCACAAGGUGGUUGUAGUAACCACUCGUGAUGAAGAGAUUGCAAUGAAAAUGUGUACAGUUGAACCAUUCAAGAUGGAGCCCUUAACAAAUGAUCUUUGCUGGACAAUAAUUAAACAAAAAUGUGCCUUCGAAGCUAGAGGUGAUAAAGAAAGUUUGGAACUGGUAGGGAGGGAGAUCGCAAAGAAGUGCGGAGGUGUGGCGUUAGCAGCUCAAUCUAUUGGGUACAUGCUACGGUCUAUGACAUUUGAUGAAUGGAGAUUGGUGGAAAAGAGUGAAAUAUGGAACAUACUUGCUGCUGAAGAUGCAUCUUCACCUCAUCAUGUGCAUGCAUCCUUGAAGUUAAGCUAUAGCAGUAUGCCGCCACUGUUAAAGUUAUGCUUUGCUUAUUGUGCAACCUUUGCUAAAGGUCAAAAUAUAGUUAAGGAUGAUCUGAUUCAUCAAUGGAGGGCUCUUGAUUUCAUCAAGCCAGUGAACAUAUUCUCUACUUGGCAGAUUGGUGAGAAUUAUGUUAGUCAUCUAUUGGGCAUGUCCUUCCUUCAACAUUCAAAGUCAGGUUUGACUGGUCAAUUGCACAACAAAGAUGUUACAUUGUUCACCAUGCAUGACCUGGUGCAUGACCUUGCAAGAUCAGUCAUGGCUAAUGAAGUUCUGGAUGCUAGCAAAAAUGGAAAUAUUGGAGGAAGCAGUUGCCUGUAUGCAUUGCUCACAGAUUGCAGCAAGCCAUUGAAUUUAUCUAUUAUUUGUCCUGCGAAGUUAAGGACUCUACGUUUUCUGGACUGUGGCAAAAUUGUUGUUUGUGGGGCUGCAUUUUCGUCAGCUAAGUACCUGCGGGUCUUAGAUUUAAAGGAAUGCUCGUUACAGAAGUUGCCACGUUCUAUUGGUAGACUGAAGCAUUUGAGAUAUCUUAGUGCUCCGCAGGUGCAUGAUCGAAUGAUCCCCAAGUGUAUCACAAAGCUCUCAAAAUUGAACUACCUAAACUUAUGUGGAUCUUCUAAUCUUUCAGCAUUGCCGGAGUCAAUUGGCAAUAUCGAAGAUCUAAUGCAUCUUGAUUUAUCAGGUUGUUGGAGAUUAGAGAAACUCCCGAAAUCAUUUGUAAAGCUUAAAGCAUUGGUGCAUCUGGAUUUAUCACAAUGUUAUAUGGUUAAUGGUAUCCCGGAAGCUUUGCGAGUCCUUACCAAACUCCAACAUUUGAAUUUGGCACUGCGUUAUUGGAUCCAAGCAGACAGACAUCAUCUCAGCGGGCUACCAGAAGUCAUUGUCAAUCUCACUGAACUCCGGUAUUUAAAUCUAUCACGGUGCAUUCGUGCUAUCUUUGGUGUCUCAUUAACAGAUCAAAUUGAAAGUUCCACUCGCCGGUGUUCUUUGUCUGACAAUUCAUUAACAGAUCCAAUUGACAAUUUCAUGGGCCAUAUCUGUGCCCUUUCCAAUCUAGAGCAUCUGGACUUGUCUGAGAAUAUAUAUCUUGUUAGUAUACCUGAAUGUAUUGGCAGCCUUAGGAAGCUACACACACUGGACCUUUCAGGUUGCGACGAACUAGCAAGGCUUCCAGACAGUAUGGUUAACAUGGAUAAUCUGAAGGUUCUUAAUGUCAAGGGCUGCCACGAACUGGAUAAUUCCAUUCUCUCUGGCUUCAAGUUUUUUGCCUUGUUGCCACACUUUGUGGUGCAUGCCGGUGAUGAUGAAUCUAGCAAUUUUGUCCUGCUUCAGCAUGCAAAUCCUGAUGAACUGCACAUAAGUAGAAUUGAAAAUGUGAAAUCUACAGAAGAGGUGCAGAGUAUAAAGCUGAUGGAAAAACAAAGAAUUGUAGAAUUGAAAUUGGAGUGGACUGUAUAUGCUGAGAAGUACGUGGAUGAUAUGGAAGUGUUGAGAGAGUUAGUGCCACCUUUCACUUUAAAGAAGUUUGAGAUACGAGGUUAUGAUUGUGUCGGCUUUCCAGCUUGGGUAUUGGAUAUUAGUCAUUACCUCCCAAAUCUUAUCAGCAUUACGAUGGUUUAUUUGCCCAAAUGUAGCAACCUACCACCACUCGGGCAAUUACCAAACCUACAAUCAUUGGUACUCGAAAGAAUGGACAACAUUGUGAAAAUUGAUGAGGGCUUCAACGGUGGAGCGAGAGCAUUUCCUCGACUGGAGAGAUUUGAACUAACUGGCAUGGAAAGCCUGGAGGAAUGGAUCACGAUAUACUCCAGUGGUGAGGAUGGUACGAACAAGCUCAUGUUCCCCAACCUUGUCAGACUGAAGAUACGUGAUUGCCCUAAGUUGAGGUUGAGACCCUGUCUCCCUAGAGCUGCCUACUGGGUGAUAUGGAACAGUGAUAAUGUACUGUUGUCACGGGGAGAGAGUGUGCCGCGAACCGAUGCUUCCUCUUCUCCAAUAACUAAAAUAGAUGUUGGAUCCUGUAAGCUGCCUCUACAUCAGUGGAGAUUGCUUCACCACCUCCCAGGGCUCUCUAAAUUAAUUAUCAGCGAUUGCAAUGAUCUGACCAGCUCUUCAGAUAUCAUCCGAGCCCUAUCACCCCUCCAAUCACUACAUUUGUCCUCUUGGAAAAUCAUGACAUCACCACCACUCUGGUUAGGAGAACUCAACUCUCUCAAGAAACUUGAGAUCUGGGGAUUUAAGGGCAUUGGUUCUUUUCCGGAAAUCAUACAACAGCUCACCAACCUCAGAGAAUUACAAACAUUUUUCUGCCCUGAACUAAAGCAGUGGUGUGAAUCAAAGGAGAACAAGCUCAAACUUGCUCACAUAGAAGAAAUGAAUCUUUGGUAGUUUUAACAAGCCAGAUAAUGUGCUACGUGCACCACGCUCCAGAGACAGGAGGAAAUUGUGGACCAUUCAAAUUCACAACUUCAGAAGACAGUCGUCAGUAGCAAUGCGACUACAAAAUGUGGCAACUAUUAACUGAGACCCCAACACAAGUCUAGCAAGGUAAUCAGUUUGUUUUGCCAUCAUGAAAAUGCGGCGCACCCUUGAUUCGAUGCCACCUGAUAGGUUCUAAAUGAUUUCACACAACCUCCUCUGUUCUGCCUCAUGGAACUGGGUUUUUUCAGGGAGUUCUUUUGCAACAGAUUUGUAGGGGACCUCUUUUAAUCCUGUACUACUGUUCUAUUCAGCCCAUUAUAAUACCGAGGAACUUUAUUCUUCA
This is a messenger RNA of Lolium rigidum, 4186 nucleotides long. RefSeq names its product putative disease resistance protein RGA4. Gene Ontology annotation, biological process: defense response to fungus. Bases 184 to 3810 code for a protein of 1208 amino acids. The record is from RefSeq and is a predicted model, not a curated record. The transcript has 5 exons. Gene Ontology annotation, molecular function: ADP binding. NCBI's taxonomy places the organism in Eukaryota, Viridiplantae, Streptophyta, Magnoliopsida, Poales, Poaceae.